AUGAAGAGACAACGUCGCACAAAUGAAACGCCUUGGACGUGUAUAUGCUGCAAUUAUUUUCAAGCGAUCUCGCUUCGAACGCUGCUUAAUUACUAUAAUAAGGUUCAUGGCCAUGAAACCAAUUUUCGAGUUGUAUGUAACGUUGACGAUUGUCCGGCAAUAUUUACGAAAUAUAACUCGUUAUAUAAGCACAUUACAAGGUGCCAUGAGGAUGUAUACAAUGAGACUGUUAAAGGCAACUCUGAUGUUGAUAAUACUGAGGACAAGGUCAAUGAUGAUGGUGAUUUAUUUGAUUACAACCUGCGUUUAUAUAACGAAAUAUCAGACAAAGAUAGUUCCGAUUCCGAAGAAUUAUGGGAAGCGAACAUGGCUGAAAAGCAGGUAUAUACUUUUCAUAUAAAGUAAUAAACCAAGAUUCAUCCGACAUUUCAUUUUAUUAUUCACUGUGUGUUUACAAUAUCCAUUUUGAUUGCUUAGGGCCAUUCCAUUUAAUAUAUAUAUCCCCCCUGUUGACGACAUUUUCUGAAGGGUCUUGGAAAUUACAAAAUUUCUGAGGGGUGAGAAAUUUUUUUAAAAACAUUUUAUGAAAUUUCUGAGGGGUCGGAGAAAAAGGUAACUGUCUGAGUGUCCUGUUGACAACAUUCCUGAAGGGUCCGAAAAAUUUCACAAUUUCUUGAGGGUCUUAAAAUUUUUAUUUCCGAAGGAUUGAAAAACGUCGUUUCUGAGGGGUAUAAAAAUCGGAAUAUGUCGUCAACAGGUGGUGUUUAUAUGUAUGUAAGUAAAUAAUCUGUGAAAUUUCCAAAGAAUUUUCAAAAAUUUCAGAGGGGUUGCUACCAUGGGUGCUACAUAUCGACGACAAUUUCUGAGGGGUCCCAGAAAAAUUUUUGAAUUCCCGGAAAAUUUGAAACUUGUGAGGGGUGUGAAAAAUUACGUUUCUGAAGGGUCAAAAAAUCAGGCGAUGUCGUCAACAGGGGGGUGUAUACAUUAAAUGGAAUGGCCCUUAGCGACCUACAGAUAAUUCCUUCAAUCCUUGGUAUCUGCAAUUAUUAUGUCACAUCUACACAUAAAUCCUGGUAUUCUGUAAUUAUGAUGUCAUAUCUGCAAAUAAUAGUUUCUACGAUUUAGAAGUCGUUUUAUUUUUUUAUAAAUAAAAUUUAAUAGUUUCAUAGCAUCUUGUCAAACUUAUUGGAUGUGUAUGACCUUCUUUCCUCGUAUUCGAUUGCUAAAAUGAAUAAUAAUGAACUGAAUAAUAAAAUAAUUAUUGAAUUCUGUUUUUGCGUGAUAUCGAGCUUUGCUUGAUAAUUCUCAAUAUCCCACUCAACCUCAUCCAAUAAUUAUUAAUUAUUUGUAGUAAGAUAAUAAACUAUUUUUUUCCUGAAGCUUCCAGCGUUUGAGCCAGUAGCCUAGUGGUUACAGCAUCCAUCAGCGUCAUCUAAAGUCACUUUUUUUCUAUUUUUUUCCUCGAACGUGUAGGGGUAGUGUGUGGGAUCGGUUUAUUUUAUAAAAAAAACUUCAUGUCAAAUGAAUCGCAUUCACAGGGGUAUUUUGCGGGGGGGGAAUAGGGGGAAUUGGCCCCCAAAAAUCCAGAACCCCCCCCCCCCCAAAUCUGAAAAUAGCUAAAUUUGGGGGGGGGGAGCAUUUCCCCCCAAAAUGGGGCAUGACUCUUUAGAGCAUUUGUGAUUAUUUUCUUUUCAACUUUUAAUUUUUUGGAAUGAAUGGAAAUGUAAUGUACAAUGUAAUGUACAAAUAGGUGAGCGUAGGAAAUGACUGGGUUUGUUGUUAGGAGGGAUGGGGGAAUUCCCCCCUAAACAAAAAAAAACCUGAAAUAUGGGGGGGGGAGCUCCCACCCAAGUCCCAAAACCUAAAAUACUCCUGCAUUCAGGUGUUGAGUUCCAGUGUCGUAUGAAUAUCCAGGACGAUUGUAUUAAAUUAUACUGUCUUUAAUUAAUACUGACAUUUGGCAAGUUUCAUGCAUUAGGGAAUAUGGGUCAUAUCCUCCACAUAGACAGGUUCUAAAAUACGGCACAUAAAUUAUGUAAAAUUUGGAGGUGUGACAAACUUUUAAGCUUAGUGAUUGGUUGCUUCAUGUUGUUAGUAAACAUGAUUGGUUGGUUUCACUUCCGCCUCCAGUAAAAUGUAACAACUUAUGUCACACGAAAUCCAUCUAUUGAAGUUGCUAGGCAAAACUUCAAACAAAAUGAUACAAAAUUGGUGCGAGAACAGUACAGUUAUUAACUCACUCCAAUUACUGCGUCCCGAUUUCAAGUUGACUCCGGACAUUGGAAUCCAUGAGGUGAUAUGAAACGCAAGAAUACUGUGUUUUUUUUUAAACAUGAGGUUUUAAUAUCAUCAUUUUGCUUAAAUUUUAUUGUUUACUGGUAGCUGUGUUUCCAUCUUAGACUGCAAAUAGUCCCUCAAAGCUGGAAAGUAGGGACUGCAGACAACACAGUUAGAAAUAAAGUAUGCCCACUUUUCGUAACUGUCAUUUUGACUCCGCCUUUGCAUUAACAUCAGUAUUGAUUGGCAAGUUCUUCCGAGCAAUUUGAAACCGUCAACUUUACAAAGAGCAAUUUGUAAAUUUAAAUUUUCAAAAUGCUCAGAUGUUGAAUGCUUGAUCAUUUUCUUAAAAUAAACAGCAAUUUAUUUUCCCAUGUAGUGUUCAAACUACUGUACUCAAAAUAGUUAUCUUGAAACAUAUACUUGGUGAAAAUCAUAAAAAAUUGGACCGCAAAGCGUUUUGAAACUUUAAUAUUUACAAAUUUCAAUUCCGUUGCGACGGUUGAUUAUAUAUUCUAGUCUGGCAAUUAUUUUAGCAAAUACAUUAUCAGAGUAUAUCAGAUUUGAUUGACAGGCACAACGUUUCAACCAAUGGGAAUUUUGUGUUGUGUAGACAACGUGUGUUUCAUUUCUUAUAGUGUUGUAUGUAGUCUUUCCUAUCCCAACCCGCAAGCUAGAGUAUCUGAACCCGGGGAAAGGAGGGGCUGCUUGUAGUCUAUUUCCAUCCUGGCACAGAAUCACUGACAUUUAAGACAAAAUGAUAUUUUAUUGAGAAAAACAUGAAAAAAAUCCAGUUACUUAAGUUUGCGCACACCAGUGGUCCACUGGGAGCUGUUGUAGCCAUCUGUCACAACAACAGAUGUGCUUGCCAACCGGCACCACCGUACACCAGCAGUGUACCGGUAGUAUGAGAGAACAUUUUUUGCUUUAUUCAUAACCGGCCAGCAGAAAAUAGGACGUUUACCACUUAAUAGUUGCCACAUUUAAUUACAUAAUGUCAUUUAUAAUACUUAUUUGUAGCUCAUAUUUUCAUGAUUAAAGGGCCCUAUAGUCUAUACAGUCAUUUUUGUUUUGAUUUGACGCCUUAAGUAAAUAUUGUUUCCACUUUUUGUUUAAUUUUAUUGUUAUUUAAGAAUGGCUUUUGUAAUUAUUCGUAACUUAAUGUAGAUACGUGCUAUAACUUCCUAUACCAAUAAAACAUGACACUAAUCACUAGAAAAUGACUGAGGAUGUACAACUCUUUGCACCUGUCUUGAUUUUCUUGUAUGAGGCAUUAGCCAGGGAUAUCAUAUUCUGACUCCUGUUGUGUACCUUAAUCUGAGUCCUUAACCUGUGAGAAGAUUAUUUUUGACACCUACACAACAUCCAUCAGAAGCAGUUUAAUAUUGAAAAUAUAGCAAGAAUCCAUCGGGUAUAAUAGCGCUAUAAUUACAAUAACUUGAAUGUGGUUUUAGAAUAUUGAUGUGGACAUUAAGAAGAGUGCUGCUUCAUUCCUACUAAAGGUGAAAGAAAGAAAUAAAAUACCUCAGGUAUAUAAUUAAUAUAUUAUACAAUUAAUAUAUUAUAUAAUUAGCAUAUUACAUAUUAUGGUCGCGCUCUAAUAAAGUUUUCUCUUUGCUCGGCUUGGUUAUUACUCGUAACAAGAACUUAAAACAUUUCAGUAUAUGACGUUACAAGUAGAAAUUGAACAGGCAAAAAAAAACACAAAUAUAGCUGGGUUUCAAUGAAUCACCCACAAAACAUUUGAUGAUGCACGCUACGCAAUUGCCACCAAACUUUCGAAGCACAUUUAAAAUUUAAAGAAGAAUCGACGCAAGUUCUCAAUCAAGUAGUCUGUUCUAAGACAAGCAGGUUCUUAUUGAAGCGGUGGAAAGAAUUGCGACCUUUGUUUACAAGAAAAGAUCCACAUCCUGAACGGUGAUAAAACAAAGUUAUUAAACAAGCGAUGUGAACUUUUCUCGAAAUGCCGCCAUCAGAAUCGUUUUUCCAGCAGGAAAAUUUGAACUUGCGUGCGCACUGUCAUUAUGACGCAAGUUCAACUGAAAUCUUGCAUAAUCACAUAGGAAUCUUUAAACAGUUUCAAACAGUGUAGCAUAUACUGAAAUGAAUUAUACGGUAUUUUAGGUUGCAAUGGAAUCGAUUAUGGAUAGUACACGUACUCUGAUAAAGCAAGUGGUGGAUUCUGUGAAAGUGGAUGUGCUAAAUGUCGUAGAAUGCAAUGAACAGAAAGCUCAAGUCAACGAGAUAUUUGAAUCAGUAACAGAUCCUUUCGGCACUGAUGCUUUGCAAUCCAAGUACAUCAAAGAAAAUUUCAAUUAUGUUGAACCAAAGGAAGUGACUUUAGGGAAAAAGUUUACUUGGAAAAUGCAAGGAGGUACAAGAACAAUUUGUGAGAAAAGUGAGAAGUUUGUAUACAUUCCUAUACUUGAAAGUUUCCUAUACUUGAAAGUUUAA
Messenger RNA from Paramuricea clavata, 4731 nucleotides. NCBI's taxonomy places the organism in Eukaryota, Metazoa, Cnidaria, Anthozoa, Malacalcyonacea, Plexauridae. The record is from the annotation of a GenBank genome assembly.